GCUUCUCCAACGGGUUUCACCCAUCACAUCUCACCGCAUCGAUCGCUCGUUGCUGCGAUCGCCUCGCUCGGCUGGUCCUGUUUCUUCUGCUGCACUUGGCCCACACAAUCGGCUCUAGCUCUACCAUCGCCGCAACUCCUACUCGCUCCUGUUCCUGUCCCUGUCCCUGCUCCUGGCCCAAGCUUGCUCCUGCACGCUUCCUGAAUCCCACGCCAUGUCUAGUGCUGAUCCCCCCUUCGAUGCCCUGCCUUCAUCUCAACCGCUGCAGACCUUGGCAGAUUCCCUCGAUAUCAGCGGACCAACGACCCCGGACGAGCAAGCGGCCUCGACGUUUCCCCCCAAGCUGACGCAGUCGUCGCUGCCGAGCCCUCCCCAAGACCGCAUCACGCCCUCCAAUCUCUAUGAUCUCUAUUCGGUCUUUAUCCGCACUUACCAUCCCUCGGCCAUCAACACCUUCCGCACCACCACCACCACCACCACUCCCGCCGAGAGCAGUCAGCCCAGCACCUCGAUACCGACUCCCGAGACCUUUCAUGAGCACGAAGCCGACGGCAAGCACGCCGACGGCAGUGUCCCUGCUUCGGUUGCGGUCAAGCUCGAGUCGACCCCAGUCAAGCUCGAGCCGUUGCUGAAUCGCCAUGUUUCGUUGCACUGCCAUACUGCCGAGCAUCUGGCCAAGUUCAACACCCCACCCAAGAACCAGAAAAAGUCCUUUGUGCCCUUCCAGCUCUUCGAGGUGGUGAUGCACCAGGGUCCGAUGGACGAAGUUGCUUCCUACGGCCGCAAGCGGCGCCGCACCAAUGACUAUAUGGAAUCCGAGGACGGCGAUAUCGCCUCCUGGACCGAUAUCGCCCGAAAACUUGGCUUCAACACCAAAGGCACAAACAUUGCUGCCCGCAUCAAGGAAUGGAUUGUCAAUCACCACAUCGGCCCGUUCUUUGACUGGCUCCGCGGAAUCCCGAACGAGUGGUACACGCGCUGCCAGAUCAGUACUGCCGAGCUGGAGCAGCGCCUGCCUGAGCUCGAGCGAGCCGUGCAGAAUGCAUUUUCCCGAGGCCGGCAGGGUCAAGAGGCGACCAGGGAUGAAUCGACCCGCGACAUUGGCAGCAGCAGCAGCCGCACCGAGCUCCAGGCCGGCGGCGACAUCGACAUGACCGAAGAUGAGCACGGCGAUCGCAGGCAAAGCUACCUCGCCAAGGCCAAGACCGCCAAGUCCCCGCAAUAUCGAGCCCAGGCCGGCGGCAGCAGCUCCAAGAGCAGUCACAAGGCGGCGCUGACGGACUCGGCGCUCUCUUCAUCAGCCUCGUCGGGGUCGUCCUCGUCCCUGUCGUCGUCGUCAUCGGGCUCGGGCUCAGACUCGGACUCGGACUCGGAUGCACAGUCGCACCGCAGCGCCGAGCAUCCCGCGGGCGAGGGAGAGGGGGCAAGUCCCUCCUCGAAGCAGUCGCGGAGCGAUUCCCUUACUCCUUUGAGCAAGCGACUCAAGACCGGCGACCACGCCGAGCAGGAGGGCCCCGAGGCCCAGGGCGAGCUGUCGGCCGCCCAGCUCGAGGCCCGAAAUCGCCAGCUGGAGACACGGAACCGUAAGCUGGCUGAGCAGCUCGACAAGCAGAGCAAGGAGCUGAAAAAGCUCUCCAAGAAGCUUCUCAAGGCCCGGAUGGAGCUGAAGCACAACGAGAAGAUCAAGCGGUGCAUUGUCAAGCUGGCCGCGGGCAUGUCGUCGUCGUCAUAAAGCCUGGCCAGCCGAGCCGCUUGGCAAUAUGGACCAAUACAUGCACUGCCCGAUCCCGAAGAGUUGAUCCUGCGCUCGACCUGGAC
Messenger RNA from Polychytrium aggregatum, 1818 nucleotides. RefSeq lists its product as uncharacterized. The coding region runs from base 215 to 1732 and encodes 505 amino acids. The transcript is spliced from 4 exons. Lineage: Eukaryota; Fungi; Chytridiomycota; Chytridiomycetes; Polychytriales. The record is from RefSeq and is a predicted model, not a curated record.